Molecule: messenger RNA, 1311 nt
Organism: Fusarium subglutinans
Lineage: Eukaryota; Fungi; Ascomycota; Sordariomycetes; Hypocreales; Nectriaceae
Product: beta-succinyl synthetase precursor
Exons: 5
Coding region: 1-1311 (436 amino acids)
Biological process (GO): succinyl-CoA metabolic process; tricarboxylic acid cycle
Cellular component (GO): mitochondrion; succinate-CoA ligase complex
Molecular function (GO): succinate-CoA ligase (ADP-forming) activity; ATP binding
Source: RefSeq, a predicted model, not a curated record
AUGGCAGCACGACACAUUGCACGAAAGCUUUGGCAGCCCAAAUUCCUUACGAAACAUCAGCGCCGAGGUCUUGCUCUGCAAGAGCAUCAAUCUAAACAGCUGUUGAGGGAGUUCGGCAUACCAGUUCAGAAUGGAAAGGUAGCAACCACGGCUGCGGAGGUGCCGGAGAUUAUGCGUCAAUAUGGUAGAAUCAUCUCCCUUCUUACCCUUCAAUCUAGUUUGCUAACUUUCAGUCUUGCAGGUGGAAAAUGCGUCAUCAAAUCCCAAAUUCUCAAGGGCGGUAGAGGCAAGGGAACAUUUGACAAUGGAUUCCAAGGCGGUGUUAAAAUUGCAAAGCUCCCAGAAGACGGCGAGCGGAUAUCCUCCCAGAUGCUGGGUCAUCGCCUCAGAACCAAGCAGACUUCAGGGGAUGGGAUCCUCGUUGAAAAGGUGCUGGUGGCAGAGUUCGAAGAAUGCGAUGAGGAGUGGUAUCUCGCCAUAGCCCUCGAUCGCGAACGCUACUCCCCAGUCGUGCUCAUCUCACGUAGUGGCGGUGUCGACAUUGAAGACACGGCCAAGGGCGAGGGCGGUAGCUUGAGAAGCUUCCACUUCGACUACGCCGAGGGCAUCACACCAGAUCUUCUGAACCGUCUCCGCACAGAUGUCGGCGCGAGUCCUGCCGAGGCUGAAAAGCUCGGGGCUAUCCUGACCCGUCUUUGGGACCUUUUUGUGAGCAGAGACGCCACGCUUCUGGAGAUCAACCCUCUAGCGCGCACCGGCGAAGCUGAUUUCAAGUGCCUUGAUGCCAAAUUUCUUAUCGACGAUGCUUCGCAGCGACGGCAGCCCGAGCUGUUCGCUCAGCGAGAUAUUCAAGCGGAAAUCCCCGAGGAGAUCGAGGCGCAAAAGUAUGGGUUGGUGUAUAUCAAGAUGGAAGGGAAUAUUGGCAAUGUAGUCAACGGUGCAGGUCUUGCGAUGGCUACCAAUGACGCGAUUGCCCAUCACGGCGGUGCAAGCGCGAAUUUUCUCGACGCAGGCGGCCAGGCUACGCAGAGCACUAUGCAAAAGGCCUUUGAGAUUAUCCUUCGGGACGAUCGGGUCAAGGUAAUCCUUGUUAACAUCUAUGGAGGCAUUAUUAAAUGCGAUAUGAUCGCUGAAUCCAUCAUUGGUGCUACCAAGGAGCUCGGCCGAUUGCCUGUGCCGCUUGUUGUUCGGUUGCAGGGGACCAAUUCAGCUGAAGGCUUGAAAAUUCUGGAGGAAGCCGAUCUCGGAUUCCAUGUUGAGUCUGAGUUUGGGGAGGCAGCGAAGAAGGCCGUCCAGCUUUCCAAGUCCUGA